Ruditapes philippinarum (Manila clam) is the source of this 1981-nucleotide messenger RNA. RefSeq lists its product as uncharacterized. Lineage: Eukaryota; Metazoa; Mollusca; Bivalvia; Venerida; Veneridae. The transcript is spliced from 2 exons. Bases 76 to 1707 code for a protein of 543 amino acids. The record is from RefSeq and is a predicted model, not a curated record.
AACUUUUAUGAAUUAAAUAUUAUUAUCUUCCUGUACUCUAGUGCAAUAGAUUCACUGGUUUCCCUAGCGUCGGAGAUGAAGCCGGUAGCCAAUACGUAUGACGACAUAGACUUAAAUAUAGGUUCGAAGCACGCCUUUCAACACUGCGGCAAUGUUAAAUUCAAGCGUUCCUUUCCAAACAUCGACUACGCGUUGUACGGGUAUCAUAUACUGAAGGGAUUUCCGCUGGCAGAUGGUCACGACCCAGGGUUCACCUACCCUAUAUUUGCUGCCGAUUUUUCCUCAAAUGGUGUAUCCGCUGAUUGCCGUUUCUUUGUACCCGAUGGACUAGUUGUCAACCCUGAUGUUUCAUGUUUCCUUUCAGUAACCUCUCAGACAGUUCAAACACAAUAUGAAUAUUCAAAACUUCUUGAAGCACACACUAACAUAGAAGGUGAAGACAGAAAACAAGGAGACAAUGACGCGAAAGCACCGAAGAACACCGAAGACACUUCAGAAAACCCAUGGGGUGAAAGCUUCUCUGCAAGCAUUGGGUAUAAGCAAACGUCGUCAAAACUAUCAUCCGGUGCAACUGUUUACGUGUUUUCCACAGUAAAAUGCAAAUAUUAUUUUAGUAAGUUGGUACAGGAGGAAGCUCCACAAUUCGACGAGGCUUUUCUUAAUCUCUUAAACAAACUCGAUGAAGCGGAUCUUGACAUUCAACUUUACUUCAAGCUUUUUGACACUUACGGCACACAUUUCGUAAAAGAAGUUACAUUUGGAGCUAGAUAUACAUUUGAACACAAAAUGUCGUCAAAAUAUUAUAAUCAAUUAAAGAGGCGGAAUGUCAACGUGAAUAUUUUAUCAGAUUACGUAGGGGCAAAACGUUUAUCUCUUGAUGCUAGUUUGUCAACUACGCUUCAGAGAUAUGCCCCCGAAUUCGAAGAGAAUGUUGAAACAAAAGUAAUUCCUGUUGGUAUCGCCCCAGCAGAAAAUGGAACGGCGCUAUCGUGGGCCUUAGAGGUUCAGUCAAACCCAAUACCGACGGAGUAUAAACUUUCAUCGAUCGAAGACCUUUUUACAGAUACAUUUAUGGAAAACAUGACAAUCAACUAUCAAAAGAUGCGUGGUCAUAUAAUAGGCUUAAAGUACCAAUAUUGUUCCUUUCUGCAAGAAGCUGGUAAAGUGGAAUCUUGUGCAAAUCUAGGCGCUGGAAUCAUCUUACAGAACACAAAACUAUUAAGACACUACAAAGAACUUGCCGUCACCUCGAUAUCUGGAUGCAUCGACAAAUGUUUGAAAGAUGUCCUCUGCAAAGCAACAACUUACUGCAUUUCAUGUUUGAGUAAAGAUCCCGGUUACAAGAAGUGUUUUUUACUGAGGGGACUAAAUAACUCGGCAAUUUCAGCUGUCAAAACAGAAAAACCGGACCCUCUUUGGCAGAGUAAUAUCUUUACAGUGAAAAUGGACACCCAACUGAAAUUAAGCGAUGUUUCUGUUAUUGGUCCAGAAAUCUCUAUUGACGAUGAAGAUGAUAAGCGCGCAGAUCUUGACCGCUGUCAACAGCUCUGCAUUACUGAAGCUUACUGUUCAGUUUACACGUUUAGUUACAGUUCAGGCAAUACCACUCUAUGUAAACUUUACGAUCAAAAGCUUGUAACAGCCCUUGAGAAAAUGGUUGGCAUGGAUACUUUCUUUCUACCCAGCAACAUUGACGUAACUUUAUAGAUAUAAUAACUAUAUCUGAAUACAUUGAUGAACUGUUUCGAUCCUAGCCAUUAGCCUCUUGGAAGCGAAAGUGAUUAGCUUUUACCACCAUUUUAGUGCCAGGUCUGCUUGCACAAAUGAUAGUAUUUUGAUAUUAAAAUUUAUUAUAACUUAAAAUUGGUUCAAAAGUGAAAACAAUGCUGUAACCACUACAAAAACUCUGAAUGUUGGGGGUUAAUAAUGCAACAGAACAUUGCUACAUUUUUUCGCAAGAAAUAAAAAGAGAAAAAGUAAA